Bombyx mori (domestic silkworm) is the source of this 6450-nucleotide messenger RNA. RefSeq lists its product as uncharacterized. NCBI's taxonomy places the organism in Eukaryota, Metazoa, Arthropoda, Insecta, Lepidoptera, Bombycidae. Bases 2212 to 2763 code for a protein of 183 amino acids. The transcript has 4 exons. The record is from RefSeq and is a predicted model, not a curated record.
UUCCAUGACGUUACUGACGUACAAAAACGCCAAUAUAUUUACAUUCUAAGAUACCGUACGAAAAAAAGCGCGGGAAGUGUUGAAUUAAGCGGGCGUCUUUUUUUUGGCUAAACUUUUGAAAAUUAAAUUAAUUUAAUAUUACAGGAUCAGUUAAGUUGUAAAGUGUAUAUAUAUUAGUAGUAUUGAUUAUUUAUAGUUUUAGUUUGUUUUCUUCGCCUGGUAAGUCAUCUUAUUGUAUUAUAUGUAAAUAGUAUUUUUUUCUUGGCCUCCAUGUUGGAGCCCGAAGACCCUGGAGGGACAUCCCUCCAGGUGUCUCAUGUAGUUACAAUAGAUGCUUCGGGAAUGGAAACGGAAGGUUCCAUUAUAGAUACAGACUGUUCGGAAAACAUUAAAUCCGUUAAAAGAAAGAGAAUAUCAACUAGAAACCAAAAAAAGAGAAGGAAUCACAAACAUACAGAUCUACCAGAUUGCCAACUUUCCCCUAAUGAUAUAAAGGAUAAUGUUAUACCUAAAGUACUUGAGUCAGAUGAUAAAAUCACUGAAAUCCAUCAUAAUGAGGUUGCUAACUCUAAAAACAUUACGAGUAACCCUCGCACUGCUAGGCUGCUUUACCAGGCGUCAGACCCUGCGCCUUAUGAUGUACAUAUUCAAAAAAUUUUACAACCUAAUCAAACUGGAUCUAUACAUCCAGUACAAUUUGGAUUCUUUCUAAAAAAAAAUUCAAUAAAAAGCAUUGUAGAGGGAAGCAUAAAAAAAAUUGGAAGGAAUAGGUUGUCAUUUCAAUUUAAAACAUUUCAGGAGGCUAACUCAUUUCUAAAUCACAAAUCUCUUGAUGAUAAUAAAUAUAAAGCUUUUAUUCCGGCCUUCACUAUCACCCGCAUGGGAAUAGUGAGAGGUGUUCCAUGUGACUGGGACGAGAAAGAUGUUAUAGAAAAUAUAGAGCUUCCGCAGAACUGUGGAAGCAUUCUGAAAGUUAGGAGACUAAACAGAAAGGUUUAUGACGGCGAGACACCCAAGUUUGUUCCAACGGAGACCGUAGUUUUGACCUUUGAUGGGAAGGUGUUACCUCCCAGGGUCUUUAUGUGUUUUAACUCCCUACCUGUAGAGCUUUAUAUUUACCCCACGCUGCAAUGCUUUAAUUGCUGCCGUUUUGGUCACACCAAAAUGCAAUGCAGAGGCACUCCAAGGUGUUACAAAUGUGGUGACAAUCAUUCAGGUAUAAGUUGCGAGACGGAAAGAGAUGAUGCUGUGUGUAUUUUAUGUUCUGGUUCCCAUUUCGCAACAGACAAAAAAUGCCCGGAGUAUGCUAGGCAGAAAGCUAUAAAAGAAACAAUGGCUAGAAACUCUAUAUCCUAUUCAGAAGCAAGUAAAGUCUAUCCACCAGUUUCAAAAUCUUAUGCUGACAUUGUUGCUUCUGCUUCAUCAGCCCCUUCGGGUCCAACUAUGACUUAUUCAAGCCCCUAUAAUUUAACAAGCCCUUUUAAGAGUCCGACUCAAUCAUAUAAGAAAACAGUAUUCUUGAAACCCAAAGCUCGUCCCAGAAAUUCUAGUAAGGGAUAUGAUCAAAAAGCGCAUGCAGAGCUUAUCCAAGAUUACAGCAACAUUCCUUCCUUUUCUACAGGUUGUCUCAAAAAUUACAAUGAUUUGUCAGAAAUAAUAACAAAGGAUCUCAUCAUUUCUAUAAUUCAGUACCUUUCACAAUCGAACAUAAUUAAAAUACCGUCCAACGAUGCCGUUUCUUCAAAAACUUUUUUAACUAAUGGACAGUCAGGACCAUCCACGAAACCAGUCUCUGGUGAUUCAAUGGAAUUGCCGGAGUAUUAAUAGUAAAAAAAGUGACUUAAUUUUUUUAUUGAAUAGUUACAAACCAUUUGCAGUCUCUCUUCAAGAGACUUGGCUUCGUCCUGGAUUCAAUUUUAGAAUUCCAGGACAUGUCUGUCUUAGAGAAGACAGAACAGAUGGGUAUGGUGGAGUGGCACUAAUUCUUAGGGGAGGUGUGCCCUUUGUCCACUUACCCAUCCCUAAUCGUAACCUCGAAGAGUAAAUGUUUUUUUCAAUUGAUUGGUGUAUUACUUUAUUUAUACUAAUAUAUAAAUCUACAGUGGUUUUUGCGGAUGUUCCGUUAUAAUUACUGAACCGUGCAUCCGAUUGACUUGAAUCUUGGUAUCCAUGUAGAAAAUACAUGUACUUAAUGGAUAGGCUAGUAUUUAUAUGAGUGUUGGACUCCCUACACCAGUUUCGGGGGCGUUAAUGAUGAGAAUCUUUGUGAAGGCCGAUCCUAACUUUCACGGCGCUCAGAAAGAAUCUGCCUGGAAAAUGUCUGCCGAUAAACCUGAACUAAGAGCACUUCUCUUGGAAGCUAUCGCCUUCGAAGACGGCUUCGAGAAUAAUAGUGUGAAAUCUGAACCCGAUGACGAAAUCAAGUCUGAACCUGAUGACGAGAUCAAGUCUGAACCCGAGGACGAUUACGAUUCAGCUGAUGAAGGCGAGGAGACAAGUGGCAGCACGGCACUAGACGGCAUGGGCCAGUACUUGGGCGAGGUGAGCUCGCUACUGGACCGGUCGGGCAGCUGGCAGGAGCUAGCGGGCAGGCUGCGGCUCGACUCGCUGCUCUCCCUGUACUGCGCGCAGCCCAGCCCCACGCACACGCUGCUGCUGCAUCUCAAGGAAUACAAUGAAAUAUCAUCGAAAUCGUUAGCAUUCAUCCUAGAAGAUAUGGGAGAGUUGGAAGCGGCUGAAGUUAUAAGAAGAUACGUUGAAUAAAUUCUAUCGAAUUUAUUUUGAUCGCAAAUUUAUUAACACUUUGACCUGUUAAUGCACUUACGUGAGCCCGUGACUUGAAACUGUUUUUCUUAAAACCGAGAACCCAAUUGUUGUAUUCACUUAUAAACAUUUGGAUUAUUAGUGAUUGUUAAAUAUUUAAAUAUAUAUUUUUUAUUAUAGAUGUAGAUACAAUGAUAAUCACAAUUUACAUAUUAAUUUAAAGUUUAUAGCAUUAAUGUAUAUAAUAAGUCUGCAACAAAAUUGUAUUUAGCAAAGAAUUAGGUACAUACAUUUUUUUUAUUUAAAUUAAUCGUAUCCUAUGAGAGUAUUUGAAUUGUCUUAUUAUCUAGUCAUUUAUUAAAAAACAAAAUUUUGGUUUUGGGAAAAAAAUUCAACCCACAAUUUCUAUUCUUUAAAAUCUUUUAAACAAAAAAUUUAUGAUUGGAUUUGCUGUGUGGUCACAUGAGAAGUAAUAUUGUUAUUGUUUUAUCACGUUCGCCCUUGUAUUGCAUUCGAAAUGGAAUACGAAUAGGCGGCUCUACGUUGGAAGGAACAUCUUUAGUUGGAAUGUUCAAAAUAAUACCUGAAAUUUCCUCAAGCGGAUAUUGUAAGUUUAAUUUUAUGUAUACAUUUUAAUGACAAUUUUGUAAUAUUUGAAAUUAUUAUGUGGUUGUAGUGAGGAAAUUUUAAUAUAAUCGUGUAACGAUAAUUAUCUAUGUUUUUUUUAGAAUUCACGUAUAAAACCUAUAUCUUAAAAAAAAAAAACAAAAAUCAAUCAAUCAUAUGGGCAGAGACGUAACCCCUUACAUUGAUGAUGUCCAUGAGUGACGGUGACUACUUACCAUGAAAUGAGCUGUAUGCCCAUCAGCUUAAAAAGGUAAUGAAAGAAACGAAUCUAAAAUAUUAUUUAUUACACCACAGGAUAUGUCCCGUUAAAAGUUAAAGAUAAUAACGACAUACCUAUACAUACAUUAUUAUUUUCAUUGUGAUUAUGUUAGGUGUUUAAAUUUACAUAAUGGUAUUUUUUAGUCAAGUAUAAUAGGCCCGGUAUACUUCUUAACUACUUAACUCUCCGACGGGUCGAUCGAGAUCCACGAUGAAGGAAUAACACCGUUUAAUAAAAAGAAACUCGCAAAUUUUCGCAAUUACUGUUGGUAGCGCUUAUUGUAAAUCUACAUGCUUAGCACCACUGUCCGACCAAUAUAAUAGGUUGGGGGAAAAAGUCUUUUCGCAUUAUAGUAUGUAUGAACUUGUAAUAAAGUCUCUUUGGCUAUACUAUAUGUAUCUGGCUGGUUUUGGUAUCAUUAAAAGUUUAAAUUUUAAAGAAGAUAAUUCCAAAUUCAAAUUAGGAAAUUUUCGUACUGUCAAGCUGAGUGAGUCUAAUGAAGAAAUUCGAUACAUUUUAAAAUUUUACUACAAAAAAGGUAAAAAUGCAACACAAGCCGCGAAAAAAAAUUGCGAUGUUUAUGGACCUAGUGUGUCCUAGUGCAGUGUCUGCGAGAGUAGCACAAAUUAGGUUUUAACGUUUUCAAUCCGGAAAUGUUGAUGUCAAAAUCAAACCCGCAAAAUUAUAAUUUGCGUAAUCACUGAUGGUAGGACCCUUUUUGAGUCUGCACGGGUAGGUAGGUACCACCACCCCGUCUAUUUCUGCCGUGAAGCAGUAAUGCGUUUCGGUUUGAAGGGUGGGGCAGCCGUUGUAACUAUACUGAGACCUUAGAACUUAUCUCAAGGUGGGUGGCGAAUUUACGUUGUAGAUGCCUAUGGGCUCCAGUAAGCACUUAACACCAGGUGGGCUGUGAGCUCGUCCACCCAUAUAAGUAAUAAAAAAAAAAAGUCAAAGAUGCACGUCGCCCGUUUGCGGAGGGAUAUAAAAUGGAUGCCAUUUUUGAAAAAGUGGAGCAAGAUCGGCAUAUCAGUAGUUACGACGUAGCUGAAGAACUGGUAACUGACCACAAAACAGUUUUAGUGCAUUUGAAAAAAAAACUGGGUACACAAAAAAGGUCGGUAUUUGGGAAGCCCCAAAAUUUCUAUAGCAAUGGGAUCAUGUCUCUACCUAUAAGAUGGCAAAAAGUUAUCGAACAAAAUGGUAUCUACAUACUUUAGUUAAACGUAAAUAAACCAUAUUUAAAAAAAUUUUAAUUUUUUUUUUAAAAUGCGAAGAAACUUUUUCCCCAACCUAUUAUGUCGCGAAGCAGUAAUGCGUUCCACUUUGAAAGGUGGGUAGCCGUUAUACUAAACAAUUGAGGCAAUGACUUGAUCUCUCUGGGCUCUGAAAAUCACAUAACUGGGUGUGUCUUUAUAAGAAAUGCAUGGCUCUUUUCAUUGGGUUAAAUUACUUUUCAGGCACACUAAAUGAGAUAAUUGUGUUCAACUUGCUCAAUAGUUUAGCUUUAUGUUAGUUUAGUAUAUAUCUAAAUAAUAAUAAAUACUUUCGCAGAAAAAUUUAUCUAUUAAUUUCAUAAAUCAUGAAAUGAUGACCUUUUAUGUCUAGAAAACUUUUGCAAUGAUCUUUUAUUUACAAAAGUAACGCAAAAUAUCUUUUUAAAUUUACUAAUUGUAGACAAAACACUUCAGUGAACAAUAAACGUAUGCAUGUAAAUUUUACUGCCAAGAUAACAACUACCUUUCAUUUUUAUUUUUGUGACUGCACACUGAAAUAUACUGUGUACUUUGCACACAAAAUUAAUUAAUUUAUCAACAUUCACCAAUAUGGUUUCCAUAAAGUGAAAUACAGUAAAACAUAGCUAUAUUAUUGAUAUAAUAAAAGAUGACCACGCUUUGCUGCUAUUGUGCCACUAAUGAUAUAACUUAAUUAAAAUACUCUCAUACUGAAUGAGUUAAAACGCUCACUAAAUCCUGGGUACACUUGAUUAUUUUUGUUAGUAAUUGGAUUAACUUUUCGGGUGAAUGCAGGUAAAACUUUCAAUUGAAAUUAAAAUAUUUCAAGUUUUAAGAACCCUUCGAAGCUUCGUAGUUUCGUUAUGCUGAGAAUCAUUCUAAAAGAAAAUUUUAUCGGCACUGUAGCCAAGGUCUUAUCGAGGUCUAUCGAUGUAUUUUUAAUAUUAAUGAUGAAAACGUAUUUAAAUAAGUUACGUAAUUUUAAUGUUCUAUACAAUAUAAUUUCGCUAUUCGAGGCUUUAACCAGAAACAAUUAGGUAGGUAUGAAUAGAAAAGUUUAUCGAACAUUCGACGUUCUUAAAAAGUAACUAAAAAAGAUUUCAUCAUAAAAGUGUUACUAUAAAUAAUACGUGUUUUUGUUUUAAACAAAAAAUAUAUAAUUGUAGGUUUUACAAAAACUGGAUUUUUUUACAUACCUAAUGUCAUAUUUAUAAACUUACAUACAAUAAAUUAAUGUAAUGUUACACUGAUUUCAGAUUGUUUAAAUUAAACAGUAAACAUAAUUAUAUUUCUAAAUGUACCUAUUUAUGUUAACUUAAUUAUUGCGCAUGUAGUUUUGAUAUAUGGUGAUUUUAAAGCUUAAUAAGUUAGUUAAUUAUAACUAUUCAAUCGUGCCUUAAUACAGACAAUUUUAUAUUUGUGCGAAGAAAAAAUACAGCUCUAGGCAAUAAUGGUAUAGUAAAAAGUUAAGUCUUUUUACUAUAACAUCAUUGGCUCUAGGUUAUAAGACUAAGUUAAACGUUGUUUAAAUAAAAUAUUAUUAAAAUAGAAGUAAAUGAAUUAAGGUAA